Messenger RNA from Daldinia loculata, 366 nucleotides. RefSeq lists its product as uncharacterized. Lineage: Eukaryota; Fungi; Ascomycota; Sordariomycetes; Xylariales; Hypoxylaceae. The record is from RefSeq and is a predicted model, not a curated record. The coding region runs from base 1 to 366 and encodes 121 amino acids. The transcript has 2 exons.
AUGCCAUCUCCGUCACCUAUACUCGUCUACGUCAUCGGGGCCGGAAGUGUGUUUCUUGGCAUUCACUGCUUCUUAACGCCCGGAAGUAGAAUACCGCCGCUUCGGCUUACCGCUAGAACCCCGCGCACCGGCGAAAACACAACACGGGUGAUGAGGACAUUAGGAGCUUUGCAAUAUCACGGAUACGACGACGCUGUCACGAUCAUGACGGGCGUCAUGUCUCUUGCGGGAUUGGGCGACGGUAUCGUAGUCUGGCUUUACGGCGGAGAUGAAGCUAGGGGGGAGGCCUUCGGUCAUUGGGGCGCUUUUGCUACUCUGGCCGGAUGGUCUCUAUGGAGGACAUACGGAGACGUCCGCGGACAGUGA